CCUCCCAAGAAGGACUUUGUGGAGGUGACAGAGCUGACAGACAUCACGUACACCAGUAACCUGGUGAAGCUGAGGCCUGGCCACAUCAAUAUCGUAUUGGUGCUCACCAACGCCUCCAAGAAUGCCCUGCUCAGGAAAUUUGCUAAGGAGGUUUUCUCGUUCUCUGGGACUCAGACCCUCCACUUCUCCUUCCUCAACACUGAUAAGCACCGCCACUGGCUCAACCUCUGACGUUGCGCAGAGCGAGGGCCAUUCAGAUGACGAUGAGGAAUCUUCAGACUACACCAGCCACGUCUAUCAUUUUUCCAAGCCAGUUUAGCUAUUUUCAAUUGGUCUCCACUUCAAUCCGAAAUGACCUGGUUUUCGUGUGUGCUCAGCAAAACAAGACAACAUAGAGGAGUACCCGCAGUUGAAGUUUGUUUCCUACUUGUAGGUUUUGGUUACCAAGUCAAUUCAGGUACCAUGUCUGCCAUUAUGAAGAGGUGGCUUCAUUGGGAGACCACACUGGUUUUGAUGCCACUGUGCGGGUGGAUAUCUGCACUGCUCAAACUAACAUUGGGAGAAACAAUCUCUUUGGACUUCUUACAACCCCUGAGGCUUACUCAGCCAGCAUAUCAGUCAUUUAAGGGUGCACUGACAGAACAACAGGCCCAUCCCUCCACAAGUGCCGCUGCUGACAGGCCACAAGAAGGUGAUAUCUCUCUUGUGGAGGACAUGAUGGAGAAUUUGAAAAGACGUGGCCAGGAUCUCCUCUUCACUGCUGGGCUAGUGGCAAUGGCUAAGCAGUAUCACCUCCCGAAGACUAAACCCUCAAAACUAAUGUCAGCCAUUCACACUUUCGGGAAAUCCAGCAGCCUGAUCAGCAAAAGGGCUGCCACAUUAAGGCAGGCUGCCAGAUGUCAAGGCCUGAUGAUUGGCUGCCAGCCUACUGCUGUGGCACACAGGAAGUCAGGUUCUGGCUCAAAGAGGCAUUUUUCAGCUGGGCGUCACAGCUUUAGUUCGUCAGUGGCUUUGAACACCACCCUUGCCAAAAAACACUGAGGAACUCUACCCCCUUUCCUUGGAGGCAGGAUGUUGGGUUUCGACGCCACUUUAUCCCUCUCACCCCUCUCUCAACGUCCUGCCUCUAAGGAGAGGAGUGAGAGGGGGUAGAGGAGCAUUGAAAGUCAACUUUCACUCAUAUUAACAGCUUAAAAGUUUAAAAACUGAGUAAAAUUGGUAUUAACUGCAAAGUGCACAGUAUGUUUGUAAAGGAGGAUUGAUUAGUUAGCUUAGUUACCUUUUGGCUUUUAUAUUUUUCUAAAUUUUUGUGUCGUCUAUUUGUCUAUUUGUUUAUUCGGCCACUAUAGACUGAAUAAAACAGAGGGAAAUCACUGACAGACAAGGUCAGUUGAGGAUAAGUAGGAUAAACACAAUUAAUGCUAAUUAUAAUUAUUACAACCCCUCCCACUCUGCUUGUGGUCCCUUGUGUGUGUUUUUUCUUUUCCUGUGUAGGAGGCAGAGUGGCAGAGGUGUGUCAGGAGGAUGACCUGAAUCAACUCAUCCUGAUUGAUAUAUAAGAGGGCUGGAUAUAUCAGUCUGCUCUCUCUUUGCCACGCUGCUGCUGCUACUGCUGCUGCUGAGGCAGCCCUCUCUCACCUUUUCUCUAUAGGCACCCGUUUUAGGUUUGGUUCAGUUAUGCUGUCCUAGUUAUCCUUAUACCUUGUUUCACACUUUACAAUACACACACACCCACAUUCAUAGCUCAUGCACACUUACACCACUGACCAUACUGACAUCCAUACCCCAUAUCUCAUUAAUCCUUAAUUGCCAUGUUAAUUUACUUUGGUUUAAUAAAAUAUCUUUUUGUUAAAACUUUA
Thunnus maccoyii (southern bluefin tuna) is the source of this 1859-nucleotide messenger RNA. RefSeq lists its product as uncharacterized. The coding region runs from base 352 to 1041 and encodes 229 amino acids. The record is from RefSeq and is a predicted model, not a curated record. The transcript is spliced from 7 exons. NCBI's taxonomy places the organism in Eukaryota, Metazoa, Chordata, Actinopteri, Scombriformes, Scombridae.